AUGCUGGCGUUCGCAGCGGUGGCGGCGGAAGGGCGGCGGCUGGAGGAGAAGGCUGCGGCGGGGUUGGCGGAUUGCUGGGGAGCGCUUGUGGAGAUCAAGUCCUGCUCCGGCGAGCUGUUCCAGUACUUCUUUAGCGACGGCCGGGUGGACAUCAUUAGCGACGGGUGUUGCCGGGCCGUGUCCAUAAUCACUCACAGCUGCUGGCCCGCGAUGCUUGACUCUGUGGGCUUCACGGCCCAGCAAGCCCACUUGCUGAGAGGGUACUGCGACGCGGCUCUUGCUGACGGUGGCCGUUAUGCUCCGGCACCGGCGCCGGUUAGUAGUCGUAUUCCAGUUGUUUAA
Linum tenue is the source of this 342-nucleotide messenger RNA. The record is from the annotation of a GenBank genome assembly. Lineage: Eukaryota; Viridiplantae; Streptophyta; Magnoliopsida; Malpighiales; Linaceae.